AUGGCUACACCCUCUCAGUGUGUCCAUGACCAAGCGUACAGGGAUCGACGAACGCCAACAUUCGAGCGCCUGAGGGUACAUAGUACAUGCCCGCGUCAAGCUGCCCUGAACUGGUCUGACCGAGGCGAGGGCGCAGAAGCGUGGGGGAAGGUUGCCUACUGGUGUGUAGGGGCCCCAUUAGAACCAUUGCGUGCUGACCAGGAUCUGAGCAUGUCAUUGUCGCUAUCCCAAAGCAGCUCCGCUCAAUUCUCCACCAACAUUCGUGUCGUCUCCAUGAGAAUGAAGAUUCUUUAUUGCGGGGUAUAUAUGGAUUCGACAGAAUGGGAUUCUUUUGGUUGUUGA
Molecule: messenger RNA, 342 nt
Organism: Fusarium graminearum PH-1
Lineage: Eukaryota; Fungi; Ascomycota; Sordariomycetes; Hypocreales; Nectriaceae
Exons: 2
Coding region: 1-342 (113 amino acids)
Source: RefSeq, a predicted model, not a curated record